This is a messenger RNA of Gigantopelta aegis, 3716 nucleotides long. Its product is annotated as bone morphogenetic protein 1-like. NCBI's taxonomy places the organism in Eukaryota, Metazoa, Mollusca, Gastropoda, Neomphalida, Peltospiridae. Bases 261 to 2579 code for a protein of 772 amino acids. The transcript has 14 exons. The record is from RefSeq and is a predicted model, not a curated record.
CGUACAGGUACUCGUGGGGUAGUCACGCCGCGCCGAUGAUUACGUUUUACAGCACCUGGGCGUUUAUUACUAUGUCAUCGAGAUGUGUACACAGCGAUAAGAAACCAGGUCAAGAAAGACGGGAAAGCGAGACCAAUCGGAAACCCAGUAUUCGCCAUUUGUGGCGACACACCUGCCUGUAGCCGUGGUGUUGUGGAGCCGUGUGGGAGUUUACCUGUAAAAUGGCGGUACUGACGGCCGUGUGACGACUUCACAGCGAGAUGUGUCGUGUGUUGUGUGUUGUGAUGCGGCGAGUAGCCCACGUGUGCUGUGUGUGCGUGUUGAUGCUGUGCUCAACGCAAGCAUUUUCCUGCAACAAGGACCUGAAAGUGAAGUCAUUCAAAACCAACCUGACAUCCCCGGGAUAUCCCAAAGGUUACGAGCGACCAACGGAAUGCUGGUGGCGACUGGCGGCGGGGGCGGACGACGUCGUGCACGUGCAUGUCGAUGAUGUAGAUCUGGAUCCGUAUCCACCAGGGCUAUACAGACACAGAGUCGUGUUAUACGAUGGAUAUAACGACAGAUUGACGGCCAUACUGGGCGAAGUUGACGUCAACAGUACGUCACUGACGAGCAGCGGAAGGUACUUGUACGUGGUGUUCAUAGCGUCCAGACUGGGAUCAGAGGGCGAACACAGAGGAUUCCUCGUCCAAUACUGGGCAGAACCAGCUGACCUGACUCGGUGUGAGUUCAACCUAACGGCAAACACGGAACACAAAUACCUUAUAUCUCCAGGAUACCCUGGGGGAUAUGCAAACAAUGUGAACUGUACGUGGGUGAUCUGGGCAGAAACAGGCUACAUAGACUACGUCGUCAGGAUCGAAGUGUUAGGCUCCGAGUUGGAAAACAACUGUGCCUAUGACAACGUCUCUGUUUAUGAUGGUCCGACCCGAACACACCGACGCCUGGGAGUGUGGUGUGGUGUGAACAGUCCGGUGUUUGAGGGGUCACAAGACAGCAUGCUCCUCUGGUUUAGAACCGAUUCGUCAUCAACAAAGCGAGGAUUCCAGCUCAAGUACUACAUUCUGAUUGAGGGUACAAUAAAUGAAACAUGUGGACGGAAUCUGAUCGCCUCAUCUUCUGGUGGAUUAAUAAUUUCGCCCGGACACCCAAACCGAUAUCCCAGUAACAUGUACUGUUGGUGGCGGAUCACGACGGAAGAUAGCAAAGCCAAGGUCAGGUUGGAGGUUCUCAACUCGAACAUCGAGUCCAGUUACCACUGUAUGGCCGACUCCGUAGAGGUGUAUGACGGUCCGGACAACUCAACAAAGAGACUGGGAAGUUUCUGCGGGGGUCAGACUCCAACAUACGAAAGUAAAGGGCAGACGAUGUUUGUCGAGUUUAUCACCAACCUCAACAUCAACGACAACGGCUUUAGACUCAAAUACUCAGAGUCGCGGUCCUGUACUCCUGGCUACACGGAAGAUCUAUAUGCUGACUCGCAGUUUCGCUACCUCGAGUCUCCCAACUACCCACAAUACUACCCAAAUAAUUUCGAGUGUGGCUGGCGAAUCAACGUGAACGUGAGCUACUUCGUCGAGCUGGUGGCGCUGACGUUUAAGUUGGAGCGGACGGAUGGCUGCAGCUACGACUACCUCGAAGUGCGCGACGGAGAUUCAAAGAAAGCUCGACUGCUAGGGCGGUUCUGUGGCCUGUCGAAACCUAUCCUGUUCAGCAGCGGACUCCACCUGUACCUCCACUUCAAGAGCGACGGUUCCCAUAGUGACGCUGGCUUCAGAUUCCAGUACCGGGCCACAGACACAAAACAAGCGGACGACACGAGGACUGUGUAUCUGACGACUGUGAUGGUCAGCACGACGUCACUGUUGGUGUUUAUCGCUGUCGCCCUCAUUCUCGUCUUCUGUAUCAUCAAACUCAAACAGAAACACAGGCGGGCCCGCAGACACCAGGCGCCAUCCAGGACCGGCAACACUGGAGAAGAAACCCGCACGGGGAGCCCGUACUCGCGGCAGGAGAGUGAGUUGUUCCACAUUCAGCCGAACUCGUUCGUCGUGUCGCCACCGCCCUACCACCUCGUCGUCAGUGACACGAGGUACGCCCUGCCCCUCGACGACCCCCCUCCCUACCCCGCCGCUGAGUUUGAACUGGUGGACAAAUAUCAGUGGACAGCUACUGCUGGACUCAUUAAGAUGGCAGGGUCUGACACGACACAAUCCAGCGUCCGUGAUUCCAGGGAGAUACGCCAUGAGCACAUAGCUCUGAGUCUGGGAGAUGGCAAUCUGUUGAACACAACAUCGGAAAACAGUGCGCCUGUGGCGCCAUUUGUUGAGCGGAACCGAACAUCAAUGUUGAGUGAUGAGUGUGACGUCACGCAAUCGGUCACGCCACGAGAAGGAGCAGUCAGUGAUUCGAGGCAAAUACAAGUCUUAGAUCAACCCGGAUCUGCUACUGUUAACGCACGUGGUCGUGAGGACAUUCCUGUCGACCAGGACAGAUAUCAGUCACGUGAUGAUACGUCACACAUUGCAAUUGGAGAUACGACAUCCGUCCCAGCUGGUUGUAUUGAAACAUCAGUUUAAAUAAUUCAUCCUUGAAUUUAUGUACUUAAUAUUAGCUACAUUUGAAAACAGUGAUGCUUAGUGAAUAUUCAGUGUAGGCCUAUAUAUGUUUGAGUCAGGGUGGAAUCGUCGAGAGAGAGAGAGAGAGAGAGAGAGAGAGAGAGAGAGAGAGAGAGAGAGAGAGAGAGAGAGAGAGAGAGAGAGAGAGAGAGAGAGAGAGAUACUGACAAGAGAGGGGUGCACGAUAGGGGGAGGAGGGAGGAAAGAGAGGUGUUGGGAAAGAGAGAUCGACGAAGAUAAAAUAAGAGAGAGAGAGAGUCUGAAGGACGACUGUUGAAAGACAGUGCCAGACAUAUAAUAAUAUGUAUACAUAUCAAACUGUUAUCACAUCAUUAAACUGUUUUAUUUGAAUAAAGUCUAUAUAUAUUGGUUAAUUUGCUGAUGCUAGCAAAACGAAGUCAGUUAUUGCUGGUUACCUACAGUUGCGAGUUCGUCAAGUUAAAUCUCAUUUGAACUGACGCAGAACUGGGAUACUGAAAACGUUAAUUGGUUUAUAGUCCAGAUUUAAACAAACACUAUGAGAGUUCUUUCUUGGAAGUCCCUGUAUGUGCACGGCUAUCUUAUGAUUGAACAGAUAAACAAGUAUAAGUACGGAGUGAGAUCGGGGUCUUAUGAUUGAACAGAUAAACAAGUCAUAAGUACGGAGUGAGAUCGAGGUCUUAUGAUUGAACAGAUAAACAAGUCAUAAAUACGGAGUGAGAUCGAGUUCUUAUGAUUGAACAGAUAAACAAGUCAUAAGUACGGAGUGAGAUCGAAGUCUUAUGAUUGAACAGAUAAACAAGUCAUAAGUACGUUGUGAGAUCGAGGUCUUAUGAUUGAACAGAUAAACAAGUCAUAAGUACGGAGUGAGAUUGAGGUCUUAUGAUUGAACAGAUAAACAAGUCGUAAGUACGGAGUGAGAUCAGGGUCUUAUGAUUGAACAGAUAAACAAGUCAUAAGUACGUAGUGAGAUUGAGGUCUCUAGGUUGCACUGUACCAAUAGCACAACGUUCUGUGUCAAAAUGUUAGGUGCACGGUGAACUGUUUAUGGUGUCGUGGGUAGAAAUAUGAUUAUUUGUGUAAAUACCAUUAUUCAUUGCCAAUAAACGAAUACACUUU